AAAUUCGCCUUGCUCAUAGCUGUCAAAAAAAUUUUACGAACGUCGUUGUGGGAACGUGUGGACUAGGGUCUGUUGCAAUUUAAGCAAAAAAGGUUUUAUUCGUCUUAAAAUCAAGCUAACACAGAGAUAACAAGAUGCGUCUUACCUCAUACUUAAACGGUCAACACUUCGGCAACCUUGCCAAGAUCCACAAUAUUGUGACCUACAAGAUUUCUCCUUUCGAACAGAGAGCCUUCGCCGGUGCCAUUAAAAAUGGUGUUCCCAACAUGUUCCGCCGUAUCCGUUCUAACAUCUUCAUUGUUACACCACCUUUCAUUGUUGGCUAUUUGAUUUUCAAUUUGGUUGAGGCUCAACAUCAUCACUUGAGUCGCAAGAACCCAGCUGAGUUCGCAAAUGAUGAAUAAUUGCACUUAUAAAAGAAUAGUGUUUAGAUAAAAAUAAUAAACCAUAAUUUAAAUCACAACACA
Molecule: messenger RNA, 467 nt
Organism: Calliphora vicina (urban bluebottle blowfly)
Lineage: Eukaryota; Metazoa; Arthropoda; Insecta; Diptera; Calliphoridae
Gene: UQCR-Q
Product: cytochrome b-c1 complex subunit 8
Exons: 3
Coding region: 135-404 (89 amino acids)
Biological process (GO): mitochondrial electron transport, ubiquinol to cytochrome c
Source: RefSeq, a predicted model, not a curated record